AUGCAUACAGACGGCCAUCAAAUGUUCAUGGCAUCUGUGUUGUGUUGUAAUCGAUUCCAUGUUUACUCAGAACAGUGUUCUUUUGCUCCACAGUUUGAAGGCUGCAAGAAGGCCUUUUCUAGACUAGAAAACCUCAAGAUUCACUUAAGGAGCCACACGGGAGAAAAGCCUUACCUUUGCCAGCAUCCAGGCUGUCAAAAAGCAUUCAGUAAUUCCAGCGACCGAGCCAAGCAUCAAAGGACUCACCUGGACACGAAACCUUACGCUUGCCAGAUUCCUGGAUGCACCAAACGAUACACAGAUCCGAGCUCUCUAAGGAAGCACGUGAAGGCCCAUUCCUCCAAAGACCAGCAGGCUCGGAAAAAGUUGCGUUCAAGUAUAGAGCUUGACCAGGACAUUCUCAAUGACUGUCUCACGAUCCAGCCUCUCCAACCUCCUGCAUCUCCCCAGGGCACUUCAGAAAGUACCGUCAGACAAUCUCCAGGACCUGUGCAUGACAUUUACACAGCAGCCCUGUUCUCCAACACCCACGCCAGUCAAAAUGGAGCUGCUCCGGGCUCCCUGCCCCCAUCACACUCGGUGAGCCACGCUUCUUCAGGGCACAAUGUGCAUGGCAGCCCCCACAACCCACCAACCCAGGUGCCCCCUCUCACAACAGGGGACUCAGAAACAGAGAGAUUUUCAGCUUCUGCUUCUUUUUCUCCGCAUCAUAUAAGCCCCAGGAGAAUUUCUGCUCCUCCUCCUUUGAUACAGAAAAGGACACCACAGCCUUCCAGCAUCCACCAACUUGGAGGAACCCAUUUGAAGGCGUAUGAGCCGUCAGCAAACCUGUCGUUUCAGCCAAACGGCAUCCAAAUCCAAGGUGUUUAUGGGCAGCUGCAAACAUUCUGUUCCCCACAUUAUGCCGACAAUCAGAGAAAUUUGCAACAUGGCGGAACUUGUAAUAUGGUCCCGCCUUUUGAAGACUGUCUUGUACCCACAUCUAUGGGUCAGGGAGGUUUUGAUGUUUUCCACAGAGCAUUUUCAGCGCAUUCUGGCAUUACAGUUUAUGAUCUUCCAUCAGGCUCUACAGAGAUAUUUGGUGAUGCAUUGCGCAAUGGAAUUGAAGACUCCAGUUUCCUUCAAAUAAAUGCUGUGGAUCGUUGCCCGAGUCAACUUUCUUCAGUUUACACUGAAGGCUGAGGAGGGGGGAAAUCUACACUCCUGCAUCUAAUCCCUAUCGGAACCACUCUUUUACGGACCAUCUUUUUGUGGUCAGUUCAAGUGCUGAGUGUAUUACCCAAGAAACGAAGGAAACACUACCAGAUAGCAUUGACCAUCACAGAUGCAGCUAAUAAAUAUAAGGGGGAAGAUUCUGGUUGAAACUUACUUGCUGAAGUGUGAGCAACUGCUUUUUUAAUUCAGUCUUUUUUUGUGUGUGGUAAAACCUCUUUUCAAAGGGAACGAAUAAGAAAACCACUGCUUCUUAUAUUUCUAGCUGAAUUGUUGAAAUUUUCACCACAGUUUUUGGAAACCCUCUGAAAGGACUCUGUAGAAAUUUGCAACAACUUUUUUUUUGGAAAAAGCAAAAGUGUCUUGCAUCAUGAGCCUGUUUGGUGCUUUGCAGGCCCAGUACACAGCCUUGCAGGGCUGAAGACAAGGAGCGAUUUUUGAGGCACCAGUUGGAGGUGGAGGCAGCACCAUUCCACUCUCUUUUUGGAAUCUGGGAACAUCAGUCCUCUUUAACAACACAGUAUUAACUGUAUUAGCCGAAAGAGAGAGAAUUGUUUGUGGUGUCUUGGCAGUCCUUCAUUGGAAAGAGUUAAUCUUACUUGAUAUUGAAUAAUGCUUUAUAAUUUAAUUUUUAUAUUCCAUGUGUAGAAUUCUGUAUGGAAGGUUCUUUUCAAAAACGCACACAUAUUUAGAUUAGAUGUUCCCCAUGAAGAACAGAAGUUCCCUGUGAAUGUUUGCAAAUAUUUGAAGGUAUUUCCAGCAAGCUUCAUUGGAUCUUGAAGUCAACAUAAAGAAGGUGUAUUCACUACUGCUGCCAGAGAAGGAAGGGUUUCAACACUACCUUGCUGGGUCCCACAAGUGUUGGAUUCAGACAUGCUGUAGUAGAUCUCCCAGUAUCCCUUCUUUAAUCUGAUGGCUGGGGGUAAUUUCAGAUGUUGCUGUUAUUCUGGGGGGAAAGUGCUAAGCUUUCUCCAAAGGAAGCCCACCCCUCCCAAACCUUGUGUUUUGCUUUUUUGCUAUGGGGGGCAGACAGGUACAAUGAAGAAGCCUUUCUUUUCACCCCCUUCCAGCUAACAGCAGCCUCAGGGAAAGAAGGGUUUCCAUAGAAGAAACAUAAAAUUGGGAGAGGACUUGUUCUUCUCCCUCCCAGCACGGUAGCCUUGAUCCAAGUUGCCCCUCCAUUUGGUCACAGGUUUAUUGUGUCCCAUGUCAUUCAACCCAGCAUAUUCUGCAAGCGAGCACCUUCCUGGCAUUGUCCCUCAUAUAUUCUAGAAGAUUCCAUGGAAAGGGCUAUUAUAAUUCCAUCUGCUGUAAAUAUGGUAUGUUAGUAUUUCAAGCAUUUUUAAAUCUAUGCAUUCCUUUCCUCUUCUCUCUACUACGGUACUUUUUCUUACAAAAAUAAAAACAACAUGCCAUGUUUUUAAUGCAUCCCCAAAUAAUUCAUGUAGCUGGUAAUUCUUUGUUGUAUAGUUAUGAGCCUGUGUGGGCAGUAGAAAAUGAAUUUUCAUGGUCAAGAUGUGGCCUUUGUCAUGGUUACAUUAUUAUAUAAUUAAAAUCGCAGACUUCUUUA
Molecule: messenger RNA, 2782 nt
Organism: Podarcis muralis (Common wall lizard)
Lineage: Eukaryota; Metazoa; Chordata; Lepidosauria; Squamata; Lacertidae
Source: RefSeq, a predicted model, not a curated record